This is a messenger RNA of Drepanopeziza brunnea f. sp. 'multigermtubi' MB_m1, 1593 nucleotides long. RefSeq lists its product as uncharacterized. The record is from RefSeq and is a predicted model, not a curated record. Gene Ontology annotation, molecular function: protein binding; protein serine/threonine kinase activity; ATP binding. Gene Ontology annotation, cellular component: mitotic spindle pole body; nucleus; cytoplasm. Lineage: Eukaryota; Fungi; Ascomycota; Leotiomycetes; Helotiales; Drepanopezizaceae. Gene Ontology annotation, biological process: chromosome segregation; protein phosphorylation.
AUGGCGAUAAGGAAAUUGAAGAAGAAGGAGAAGGCUAGCAUGAGAGUCACGUAUCCUGAGCUGAAAAGCCUGCCCGACGGGUGGGAAUGGUUUAUUUCUGCAGAUAACGACUGCGUCGUAUACUCCCUCGAAAGAGAGCGAGUGAAAACGCAACAACAUCCAUCACAUGGCAGGCUCCCUACACCAUGGGUUUUCAAAGCCUUCGAGGACGGCGAUUGGGUCAAGCUGAGAUAUUGGAACCCACAAACAAAAAAAUCGACCCGCCAAGAUCCUCGGUAUAGUCAGGCAGCUCUCCAUGCUAUCCGACGCAAUGCGUCGAAUGUCGAAGGCCUGGAAAUUACCGCGUCUAUUAGACGAUCGGGCAUCCCUCUGGAAAAGUGUAAACGGGCUCCUAUUGGGACAAGAAACACCCGUGCCAAGUACGAGAUAAUGCAUAUCAUCGACAGAGGAGAUGGAACUGGCCCAGGCGCUAUGAACCUAGGUGUCUUUGUGGUCAGGGUCAAGGAUGGUAAUCUCAGUCGUUUGAGCGUGGAAAAGAGAUUCAAACCUGAUUGUAUUGAGUUUGCCAAGAGAGAGGUUCGAAUUCUUCACCAACUCAGACAUCCUGCGAUAUCCUUCUAUACAGCUGCAUUCUUCGACGACUGCGAACGGAUAGGCUCUCUGUACGUUGAAUUUUGUGACAGUGGAUCUUUGGAAAAUAUCAUCACAGAAUACUCCAAGAGACGGAUUGCUGGUCAAGAUGUAUUUGUUCCGGAAGGUUUCAUUUGGCACGCACUCGCUGGUCUCGUGGAUGCGUUGGCAUACCUCGCAAAUGGGCGGAGCUUUAUGGAUCAUAAUGUCACCGGCAGCGGGCGGCUUGAAGGCUGGAUGCCUAUACUACACCGAGAUAUCAAACCCGACAACAUCCUGAUACGGUCAAGAGACAGAAUCGGGACUAAAAAGUAUCCGUAUUGCAUACUCGCCGAUUUUGGUUUGGCGACUGAAGAUGUCCAAACAGGUCACCCCCUAGCAGAUGGUGGCCAGAAUUACGGUUUUAAAUGCGGAACACCGACAUGGUUUGCACCUGAACUGCGCUACAUCCCGUAUCCGGCUCGGGGCAAUAUUGAUCAUAAACAAAGGUUCCCCUCGCCUUACAGACACAGCGGAAAGACAGAUCUUUGGGCAGUUGGCGCAUGCAUCUUCAACCUGGCGGAGUGUGAAGCUUUUAGCUCAAAUGGAUCCGGGACAAGAUCAACUCACUCCAAUGCGCAUUUGGUUUUUGACCGCAUGCCCAAGGGCCUGCCUGCCGAGGAUUGGAUGCAAGGCUUAGCUUCCAACAAGGACCCAAUGCAGAUUCGGGACGAGUACUCUCCAACGCUUGGGAGAGCCAUUCUCAUAUGCACCACGGUGGAUCCCCGAAAGAGGCCCGACGCUGCUUUGGUGGUCCAAUAUCUUAAGAAAGCUAUUGUGUAUGAGGAGAUCAAGAAUCCCGAGACUGAAGAAGAUAUGCUACCUCGUUGGGCCUUGAAAGUUCACGACUACCAUGCCAGGAAACCAUUCCCAGCCUGGCCCUAUCAUCCGCCUCCGAGGGGCCAAGAGAUUCAAUAUCGAUAG